Molecule: messenger RNA, 207 nt
Organism: Dentiscutata erythropus
Lineage: Eukaryota; Fungi; Glomeromycota; Glomeromycetes; Diversisporales; Gigasporaceae
Source: the annotation of a GenBank genome assembly
AUGCCUCAUGAAGAAUCUUAUAUUGUAAAGGAUUUUAUUUCUGCUAAUGACGAAAUCAAAGUAUUACAAACCUUACCGAAUUACCAAAGUUCAAUGUAUACUAGCAGAUUAACAAACACUAAAGAGAUUAAGCUCGCGUAUGAAUCAGCUAAAUUUAGAGAUUCAAAGAUGUACGAUCUUGAAGUUUGUGCGAUGCAGUUGAGCUAA